AUGACCAUUUUUUGGUGCGGCUUCUUCCAUCUGACCUCUGUGGCAGUAUUGGAAGUGCACUUCACAAAUCGGUCGAGAAACAGUCUGUUUAGAGGUUACUUCAAAAAGACGAUUUUUUCCAUUAUCGGUCAACCAGUGAGGCACAUAUUUAUUGAGCCAUUCGCCUUUCUCAUUUGUUCCAAAACGACUGAGAAUGAUAAUGAACUUUUGCAACCAGAAUUCCACUAUGUCUUUUACAAUCAAUUCCCAGAUCACUACUUUGCUCAUCCAGAACAAUACUUUGCUUAUAUUGCAAGUUCUCUAUUACCAUUCUCUUACAAGUUCAUUAAAGGAUUGGAUGAAAGUGAGGCGACGCCAAUUUUAUUUCACUGUUCAAUUAAUUAA
This is a messenger RNA of Loa loa (African eye worm), 384 nucleotides long. RefSeq lists its product as hypothetical. Lineage: Eukaryota; Metazoa; Nematoda; Chromadorea; Rhabditida; Onchocercidae. The coding region runs from base 1 to 384 and encodes 127 amino acids. The transcript has 2 exons. The record is from RefSeq and is a predicted model, not a curated record.